Molecule: messenger RNA, 357 nt
Organism: Vittaforma corneae ATCC 50505
Lineage: Eukaryota; Fungi; Microsporidia; Nosematidae
Exons: 1
Source: RefSeq, a predicted model, not a curated record
AUGUCAAAACAACUAAGAAACAAAUUUAUAAUUUCAAGCAUUUACACUGUAUUACCACACGUAGUAUUUUUCUGGAUAAGAAUGCUUGGAUUUUUUACACUAUAUGUGUUUUCUAUUGCUGAGCAUAUUAAAUUUGUGAGAAAUACUGAUACAGACUCAGCUGAUGAUUUUGUUUACAUUAUACAAUUUGGUCUCUUUCAGCUUUACUUUGUAUCUAAAUCUCUUAUCCACGGCAACAUCUUUGGAUUUUACUUAGGAAUAGCUCUAAUGAUACAUAAUACAGUUCUCACACUAUUUGCUCCUAAAACGUCACCUGCAGAUUUGUCCAAAAAAUAUUGGGUUGUGCUUUAUUUAAUU